AGCUGAUUGGCUUAGAGUGCAAUGCAACAUUUUCAAGAUAUACUAGAAAUUUCAAAUUUCUAUGUCACAAUGGUAAAGCAGAUUGGCCUAAACUUCAGAAAAAGAUUCAGUGUGAAAUGGAGAAAGCUAUGGAAGAUCUACCAAGUGAAACCAUCUCAAUCACUCUAACUGGUGAUGAUGCAGAUGUUAUUGAUCAAGACACCUUGAACAUGUCUCUUGAAAAUCUCUGGAGAUUGUCACCUCCUAUUUCAAGCACUAUAAAGUUUUCAUUCAAGGUCAAAACAUUUAAUCCAAAAGAAAUUAAAGAUUGUAAUGAAAAUGAAAUAAAUGUAUUGGAUGAAUUGAUGACUGAACUCAAGAAACAACAAGCACUUGAGAAAAAUGCAAAUGAAAUUAAUGCUCACAUUGAACAAUAUUCAGCUGGGAUACAA
Entrophospora candida is the source of this 431-nucleotide messenger RNA. Lineage: Eukaryota; Fungi; Glomeromycota; Glomeromycetes; Entrophosporales; Entrophosporaceae. The record is from the annotation of a GenBank genome assembly.